Oncorhynchus mykiss (rainbow trout) is the source of this 9492-nucleotide messenger RNA. NCBI's taxonomy places the organism in Eukaryota, Metazoa, Chordata, Actinopteri, Salmoniformes, Salmonidae. The record is from RefSeq and is a predicted model, not a curated record.
CGCAUUCAACUCCGCUCCGCUCUGCACACAUGGUCGACAGAUCUAUUUGCAGAGCGAGCUGCAGUGAGAAGCUUUGUCCUCCUAGGGGUUUUCGAGCUCGUGUUUUGCUUCGCCCUCCAAAUUCGUUAACGGUGAACAAUGUAGCAGCCGACGACCGCGACGUUUCAUCACCGGGAGGACAUUUAAAACGAACCCCCACCGGGACCGCUCGUUAAAUCUCAUAAUUUAAUUGGAGGUCAUUUAAACCUGAACUCCCCCUUCUCAUUGGGAUCUAGAAAACAGAAUAUUUGAUUCGUGGAUAUUUUUUAUCGAACAAAUCUAACCGUAAUGUAACGGCAUUUUUUAGAGUGGUAAGCGGUCUUUCUAAGAGUGGGGGUCGGUUAUUUUUCGGCUGAGAUGUGAGAGAGUUGUCGUGAUUUCUGCUGCAGUCCCGCUGUUUUAGCCUACAUCGGCUGUAUAUAAGGAACAAUAGCCUCCUAUCUGUGGAUGAACAGGGAGUUUGGUGGUGCCACCGCUAGGUUUCUAAGGAGAAGUGUUCACAUUGCAAAAUGAGACUUGGCUACAUUCACACAUAGUUUGGAGCAGAAUAUGGAUUUUUUUUUCUGUCUUCCUGGCUAAGAGUUGGGAAUGCGGUAAUGGAGAACCGGAAUAAUCCAAUAUAGCCUAACCGCUCGUGGCUGGAAGAAACGAAUAGACCCGUGGGAACGAGGAUGUUGGCGGUCCUGGAAAUUGUAGCCUGCAACACCGUAAAUCAAUCAACGACCGACUGAGUAAACGAAUUAUUGCUGACUUGACCGUGGCGUCGGUCGACGGUAGCCUACCCUAGAACAAACCGUCAAUAACGGAUAAUCGAUAUUUGUAUUGAUGACGGAAUCACAUCGAUGAUAACAACCCACUCGGCGCACUACACUACACGUUCAGAAGAGAAUCAUAGCCUGUGCGUGGGCGUUGUAAGCAGUGUUGUUGACCGAAGAGGACACAUAUUUCGGGCUGACAGAUUGGCAGUGACACCGGCGGGUCUGUGCGUGUGAGAGGAUGGCAGCGGUAGUAAACUACUCUCCCCCAUGGUGGGUCAACCUGCUCCACCGCCUCCCCCACUUCAACCUGCAGUUUGAGACGGUCAGCAGCGACUUCAGACCCGAGGACUCAGAGUACCAGAAGUCGGUGCUGUUGCUAGGCGGACUAGCGUUGGUUUGUCUGGCUCUGGAUCUCCUCUUCCUCCUCUUCUACUCUUUCUGGCUGUGCUGCCGACGACGCAAGACCCACGACGACACACGUUCUCACUCACACACACACCAGCCCCCCAACCCUGACUGCUGUUGUACAGCCUGGUGUGUCAUCAUCGCCACGCUCGUCUGCAGUGCCGGCAUCGCCGUGGGUUUCUAUGGAAAUGGGGAGUCAUGUGAUGGAGCCAACCGCCUGGCGUAUUCUCUACGGCACGCCAACCGCACCGUGGCAGGGGUCGACAAACUGGUGACGGACAGCGCCCUGUCUCUGAACCAGACAGUGGAGGGAGGUCUGGUCCAGUUGGAGACGGUCUACUCUGAACAGACUGACUACGUGUCCAUCGUCCAGAAGCUCCAGGGUCAGCUGGAUGAGCUGGUCAGACUCAUGGUGGACAUCCCCUUCUGGAGUAACUCUGAGAUCUCCCUAGAAGACCUGGCCUUCAAGACUGACGCCUUUGAUUGGUACAGGUGGCUGGUAUACCUGACUCUGCUGCUGUUUGAUGUUCUGAUCUGUCUGCUGGUUCUGUUCGGACUGAUACGCAACUCUAAAGGCACUCUGAUUGGGGUGUGUUUGUUGGGUGUUCUGACUCUCAUCAUCAGCUGGGGGUCUCUGGGACUGGAGCUGGCAGCUGCCGCGACGGCCAGCGACUUCUGUGUUUCCCCGGAUACCUACAUCACCAGGGUAACCAAGGAGAACGCUGUCAUCAACCAAGAUAUCCUGCAGUAUUACCUGAGGUGCAGCAGUGGCCAAUCAAAUCCUUUCCAGCAUAAGCUGUCUGGCAGUCACAAAGCCCUGGUUGAGAUGCAAGAUGACGUGGCAGAACUCCUACAGUCAGCUAUACGGGAUUACCCCAACACCAAGGGGACUCUGGAACAGAUUCAGACUGUGUUGAACUCUACGGAGGUUGGCCUUCAUCAACUCACCGCUCUGGUCGACUGUCGCAGCCUGCACAUGGACUAUGUCCAGGCUCUAACAGGGUUGUGUUAUGAUGGAGUGGAGGGGCUGAUCUACCUGGUGCUGUUCUCCUUCGUCACAGCUCUCAUGUUCUCCUCCAUCGUCUGCAGUGUGCCACACACCUGGCAGAGCAAGAGGACGGAUGAUGAGGAUGGAGAAGACGAGUCUGCUGUCCAAGGCAAUCGGGGGGCGGGUCCUCAUGAUAACCUGUACCGCGUGCACAUGCCCAGCCUCUACAGCUGUGGUAGCAGCUACGGCAGCGAAGCUAGCAUCCCUGCUACGGCCCACACUGUCAGCAAUGCCCCUGUCACUGAGUACAUGACCCAGAACGCAAACUUUCAGACCCCCAGGUGUGAGAACACGCCUCUGAUUGGCAGGGAAUCCCCUCCACCCUCUUACACCUCGAGUAUGAGGGCCAAGUAUCUGGCCACCAGUGGACCGGACCAGAACCGACGGUCAGUCCCCAAUGACCAGUUGGACCCAGCCAGCCGACCACAUCCCCUCGCCAGACCACAGUCAUCUGUCCACUAGAACCUCCCAGAACCUACCAAAACCUACUAGAACCUAUUAUAACCUACCAGAAUCUUCUAGACAGAACUCAUCAACCACAAAAGAACGGGAACAAACCAGGACCAAUUUUUCAUUCCACUAAAGAACCACAACCCACUAGAACCACCAACUCCUUAGAACCUGUUGACACAGUAGUCCACGUAUAGAACCAGAACCACUAAGAAUCACAACCACCUCCUCAGCCCAUAGGAACCACUAAAAUAAUACUUCUCAGAUUCACCUGAACAGACCACAGUGGGUUGAAAACCAGAGCCAACCAACGGACCACCCAGCCCAGCCCAGCUCACCAGAACAGAACCUCAACCAAUCAGCCAACCAACACCAACCUACCUACAGACUCCAGAAGAUCACCAUGAACCUUGUAGAUCUCCCCCCUCCCCCCACCACCACCACCUCAGUUCCAUCUCCCCUACAACCGUCCCACAGUCCCACUCAGCUCUACACCAUCUCAAACUGGAUCCUCCACCUCUUUACCAAGUAUACGGCCCUCUGGUGGUGACUGCCGGAAGGAGCCUGUUUAUUAAGUAUACUGCCCUCUGGUGGUGACUGCCGGUAUGAGCCUGUUUAUUAAGUAUACUGCCCUCUGGUGGUCACUGCCGGUAUGAGCCUGUUUAUUAAGUAUACUGCCCUCUGGUGGGGACUUCCGGUAUGCGCCUGUUUAUUAAGUAUACUGCCCUCUGGUGGUCACUGCCGGUAUGAGCCUGUUUAUUAAGUAUACUGCCCCCUGGUGGUCACUGCCGGUAUGAGCCUGUUUAUUAAGUAUACUGCCCUCUGGUGGUCACUGCAGGUGUGAGCCACACACACAAACAUCCUGUAUAGAACUGUAAAUAGUGAAAUAGUAUGAGUUACAUUCUGGAAGACUCAACUGAAACAUGGUGGUAUUUAGAGUGUGUGUUUCCAAGGACUGAGGCUGUAUCUCAUUCUAGGCGACACACACACACACACACACACGCACACACACACACACACACACACACAGAGAGAGGCCUGUACACGUGUGUGUACCUCUCUCUACUCUACCUGCCUCUGUAAACAACCCUCCUGCCAUCUAAUCUACCAAGCCACUAGGACACAGAAUCUGACUGCAAAACGGCCCCUGCACUCUGCAAAACGGCCCCUGCACUCUGCAAAACGGCCCCUUGCACUAUGCAAAACGGCCCCUUGCACUCUGCAAAACGGCCCCCUGCACUCUGCAAAACGGCCCCCUGCACUCUGCAAAACGGCCCCUUGCACUCUGCAAAACGGCCCCUUGCACUCUGCAAAACGGUCCCCUGCACUCUGCAAAACGCUCCAACAUUCCUGUAACAUCUGGUGUUUUAAACUUCACUGCAAAAGGGCUGUUGUGCAGACAGACCAUGUGGCCUGAAGCUGAAUCAGAAAGCCAUGUUGUGGAGUAACCACUCUCUGUAGAUAGAUUUAGCCACCACUGUACAGCGGUGACGUGUUAGCAUUUAGCCUGUGUUAAGAGCCACGUUAACUAACUACAUGUAUGACUACAACUUGAAAUCGUGAGCUCUCUCUUGAGUGUGUUCAUGUGUUCUGUGUGUGUUUGCGUGCGUCUAACGCACAUGUAAAUAUGAGUCCAGGACCAAACGGAACAUGGUGGAAUUCCAAACAUUCUGAAAUCAGAUUCCGAUUCCAGAUUCCCAGAGGAAGAGUUUGCGUUCCCAAACUAACUCUGGGACUCAAUGAAAAGACGAAAGGAUAUGGGAGAGCUCACCUGUGGGCUCAUAACUCUGUAUAAUUAGGGGUGUGACAUCUCCUUAACUGAAAGACAUGUGAGAGCUCACCUGUAGGCUCAUAACUCUGUAUAAUGAGGGAUGUGAACUCUCCUAAACUGAAGGACAUGGGAGAGCUCACCUGUGGGUUAACAACUCUGUAUAAUGAGGGAUGUGAACUCUCCUAAACUGAAGGAUAUGGGAGAGCUCACCUGUGGGUUAACAACUCUGUAUAAUGAGGGAUGUGAACUCUCCUAAACUGAAGGACAUGGGAGAGCUCACCUGUGGGUUAACAACUCUGUAUAAUGAGGGAUGUGAACUCUCCUAAACUGAAGGACAUGGGAGAGCUCACCUGUGGGUUAACAACUCUGUAUAAUGAGGGAUGCUGAACUCUCCUAAACUGAAGGACAUGGGGGAGCUCACCUCUGGGUUAACAACUCUGUAUAAUGAGGGAUGUGAACUCUCCUAAACUGAAAGACAUGGGAGAGCUCACCUGUGGGUUAACAACUCUGUAAAUGAGGGAUGUGAACUCUCCUAAACUGAAGGACAUGGGAGAGCUCACCUGUGGGUUAACAACUCUGUAUAAUGAGGGAUGUGAACUCUCCUAAACUGAAGGACAUGGGAGAGCUCACCUGUGGGCUCAUAACUCUGUAUAAUGAGGGAUGCUGAACUCUCCUAAACUGAAGGACAUGGGAGAGCUCACCUGUGGGUUAACAACUCUGUAUAAUGAGGGAUGUGAACUCUCCUAAACUAAAGGACAUGGGAGAGCUCACCUGUGCCAAAAUAACUGAAUAAUGAGGGAUGUGAACUCUCCUAAACUGAAGGACAUGGGAGAGCUCACCUGUGGGUUAAUAACUCUGUAUAAUGAGGGAUGUGAACUCUCCUAAACUGAAGGACAUGUGAGAGCUCACCUGUGGGUUAACAACUGUAUAAUGAGGGAUGUGAACUCUCCUAAACUGAAGGACAUGGGAGAGCUCACCUGUGGGUUAACAACUCUGUAUAAUGAGGGAUGUGAACUCUCCUAAACUGAAGGACAUGGGAGAGCUCAUCUGUGGGUUAACAACUCUGUAUAAUGAGGGAUGUGAACUCUCCUAAACUGAAAGACAUGGGAGAGCUCACCUGUGAGUUAACAACUCUGUAUAAUGAGGGGUAUGAACUCUCCUAAACUGAAGGACAUGGGAGAGCUCACCUGUGGGUUAACAACUCUGUAUAAUGAGGGAUGUGAACUCUCCUAAACUGAAGGACAUGGGAGAGCUCACCUGUGGGCUCAUAACUCUGUAUAAUGAGGGAUGCUGAACUCUCCUAAACUGAAGGACAUGGGAGAGCUCACCUGUGGGUUAACAACUCUGUAUAAUGAGGGAUGUGAACUCUCCUAAACUGAAAGACAUGGGAGAGCUCACCUGUGAGGUAACAACUCUGUAUAAUGAGGGGUAUGAACUCUCCUAAACUGAAAGACAUGGGAGAGCUCACCUGUGGGUUAACAACUCUGUAAAUGAGGGAUGUGAACUCUCCUAAACUGAAGGACAUGGGAGAGCUCACCUGUGGGUUAACAACUCUGUAUAAUGAGGGAUGUGAACUCUCCUAAACUGAAGGACAUGGGAGAGCUCACCUGUGGGCUCAUAACUCUGUAUAAUGAGGGAUGCUGAACUCUCCUAAACUGAAGGACAUGGGAGAGCUCACCUGUGGGUUAACAACUCUGUAUAAUGAGGGAUGUGAACUCUCCUAAACUAAAGGACAUGGGAGAGCUCACCUGUGCCAAAAUAACUGAAUAAUGAGGGAUGUGAACUCUCCUAAACUGAAGGACAUGGGAGAGCUCACCUGUGGGUUAAUAACUCUGUAUAAUGAGGGAUGUGAACUCUCCUAAACUGAAGGACAUGGGAGAGCUCACCUGUGGGUUAACAACUGUAUAAUGAGGGAUGUGAACUCUCCUAAACUGAAGGACAUGGGAGAGCUCACCUGUGGGUUAACAACUCUGUAUAAUGAGGGAUGUGAACUCUCCUAAACUGAAGGACAUGGGAGAGCUCAUCUGUGGGUUAACAACUCUGUAUAAUGAGGGAUGUGAACUCUCCUAAACUGAAAGACAUGGGAGAGCUCACCUGUGAGUUAACAACUCUGUAUAAUGAGGGGUAUGAACUCUCCUAAACUGAAGGACAUGGGAGAGCUCACCUGUGGGUUAACAACUCUGUAUAAUGAGGGAUGUGAACUCUCCUAAACUGAAGGACAUGGGAGAGCUUACCUGUGGGCUCAUAACUCUGUAUAAUGAGGGAUGCUGAACUCUCCUAAACUGAAGGACAUGGGAGAGCUCACCUGUGGGUUAACAACUCUGUAUAAUGAGGGAUGUGAACUCUCCUAAACUGAAAGACAUGGGAGAGCUCACCUGUGAGUUAACAACUCUGUAUAAUGAGGGGUAUGAACUCUCCUAAACUGAAGGACAUGGGAGAGCUCACCAGUGGGUUAACAACUCUGUAAAUGAGGGAUGUGAACUCUCCUAAACUGAAGGACAUGGGAGAGCUUACCUGUGGGCUCAUAACUCUGUAUAAUGAGGGAUGCUGAACUCUCCUAAACUGAAGGACAUGGGAGAGCUCACCUGUGGGUUAACAACUCUGUAUAAUGAGGGAUGUGACCUCUCCUAAACUGAAGGACAUGGGAGAGCUCACCUGUGGGUUAACAACUCUGUAUAAUGAGGGAUGUGAACUCUCCUAAACUGAAGGACAUGGGAGAGCUCACCUGUGGGUUAACAACUCUGUAUAAUGAGGGAUGUGAACUCUCCUAAACUGAAGGACAUGGGAGAGCUCACCUGUGCCAAAAUAACUGAAUAAUGAGGGAUGCUGAACUCUCUUUAUCCCGUCAUCCCUUUUUUUAGUUCCUUAAUUCUCAAAAAGGAAAAUAAAUCCUGGAUAAUGUUGGAUCAUACGGUGAAAGACAGAGAAAGACUCUUAAAAUAAAAUGUUUUUAAUUUAGUUUAAAAUAAAAUGUGUUUUUAAUUUAGUUUAAAAAAAUGUAACUUGAUAAUGAAGAAUUGGGGUGCUGUGACCAACUUUCUCUUUACAUAAAUAAACGUUUACUUCAUUUUUUAUUAUUUCAUCAAACAGGGAUCUUCUUUAACGACCUGACUAAAGGUCACGAUGAGGUUAGAGGUCACAACCUUUCUCAAAACAGGAAGUUUUUUCUUCUUCUUCUUCUUCUUCUUCUUCUCAGAAGCACAAACGAUCUUCGCGGUAACUAUGGGAGACGGAAAAGAAGAACACCCACACGUUGACGUAACGUGUGUGCGUUGUGGGAACGCUUAGAGCCUCGUGGAACAUGCCUGAUCUCGCGACUUGUUCCGUUUCACGGUGAAGUGAAAGGAAACCUCUCCUUAACCUAGGUUAGGGGCCAACCAUAGAGUAAGAUAGAGUACCUAGUAAAGUAUCUAACUCUAUGGGGCUGCCAGUAGUUUAUCUCUAGGGGCCAACCAUAGUUAGACAGAGGACUCUCUAAAGACCCUCUUACCUUACUAGGUACUCUAUCUAACUCUAUGGGGCUGCCAGUAGUUUAUCUCUAGGGGCCGGCCAUAGAGUAAGAUAGAGGACUUUAAAGUUCACUCUUACUUUACUAGGUACUCUAUCUAGCUCUAUGAGGCUGCCAGUAGUUUAUCUCUAGGGGCCGACCAUAGAGUAAAAUAGAGGACUUUAAAGUUCACUCUUACUUUACUAGGCACUCUAUCUAACUCUAUGGGUCUGCCAGUCGUUCUCUCUCUCUUCUAUGUGCCGUGAAGUGUAUGAUGAUAAUAGUCUAGCUGUAAUCUCUCUCAUCACUCUUGUGUGUGAUGGCUCGUCCAGUGUAGUCUUGGUAUUGCUCUCUUCUCUCCCGUGUGUGCUGUCUGUCUGUACGUACAGUACAGUGGUCUGUGUGUGCUGUCUGUCUGUACGUACAGUACAGUGGUCUGUGUGUGCUGUCUGUCUGUACAGUACAGUACAGUGGUCUGUGUUGCCAGCAAAUUAAGGGUCGUUAUUAUUAUCCAAUCUUCAUCUAAGAAACACACACUAACGUUCAUUGCAGACCCGCACAUUGUAGACACAGACAGUAUUCUUUAUAUCUAGCCAUAGUCCUGUGAACUGUCUCACACACACCAUAGAACUACAGUACCCAUAACACCCUCACUCCUGUAAAUUUGACACUGGUUCGCAUUUGCAUCAUGGGAAAUGUAGUGUAUUAACUAGAGGGAUUUCCAGUUAAUGGGAGAAAGAGUCCAUAGGAAUGAUCGUUCAAACGAUCUUGAUUAACUCGCUUCGGGUAGAAGUUGCCUUUAACCACAGAUCUAGGAUCAAUUUACUCUCCCAUUAUCCUAAUCUUAACCAUUAGGCGGAACACACACAAAAAAAAUUAUUAGAUCAGUGUCUAGGAAGCAACUUCAUCCUACUCUGACAAGCUCAGUGUGUGUGUGUGUGUGUGUGUGUAUAUAAUUUACUGUGAAUGAAAGACCAGCGAGACAAUCGUAACUGGCGUGAUUCCACUCGUUCUUAAUGUUCUGUUUAUCACGUCACCAUGACAACGCUACCUAUACUACGGCGUUUUGCACGACGGGAGAGGACCGAAAAAAAUAAAUAUAUAUAUAUAUACUGUUGGAAACUAAAGAUACCAAUGGCCUUUUCUUAAACUUGUAACAAUCUAACAACUCUUCAUAUCACACGUUUUAAUUUGUCUGUCUUCUAAAAAAAAAAAAUGAAUCAUAAAAAAACAAACUAUAGCUAGCUCUUUUUGUAGGGUAAUAAUAAUAAUUAUUAUUAUGGUAAGAGCACCAUUUGUUUUCUGUUUUUCUUUAUAAUAAUGCUGAAUGACUGUCUUGAAUUGCAUUUUUAUUUUUUAUAAAACCGUACUGUAGACUUGUUAAAUUUUUUUGAUGGUUGUUUUUAUGUACCUGGCUACAACAACGGUUUACUAAGAUGAUAAUACUGUCUGUUCUCAACUGUGGUGGUGACAUUAUUGAGCCUGGAAUCCAUGUUUUAAAAACAGAAUUAAAACAACUUUAACUGACUCAGAA